Messenger RNA from Pygoscelis adeliae (Adelie penguin), 1218 nucleotides. It is a transcript of the gene TMEM130, whose product is annotated as transmembrane protein 130. The record is from RefSeq and is a predicted model, not a curated record. Bases 1 to 1218 code for a protein of 405 amino acids. The transcript has 7 exons. Lineage: Eukaryota; Metazoa; Chordata; Aves; Sphenisciformes; Spheniscidae.
AUGUCCACAGAGGAAUAUGGUCUGGAAAUAACCAACAAUGGUCCCAUCACAACAGGAGCUCAAGCUACUGUUCACGCCAGUCUAAGUAUGAAGAAUGACAGUGUCACAUCAAACUUGUAUCACUUCAACUGGAUUUAUGCUCCUCUGAUUCUGAUAAAGAAAUCCGAGCAGCGGUUUAACUCCGUAAUUAAUGUGACCGGUGAAUUUCCUGGGACUUUUCCUGUAUCUGUCUGGGUGACUCAUAGAAACUGUUGGUUAUGUCGGCCGGUUGCUAGAAAUGUCACUGUACUUCAGAUUACAGAAUUUAUAACAGGGAAUCUUACCAUUGCCCAGAUAGAAGACAGUAGAUUUAUCACGCAUGGUUCUAGUUCCUCCACGGGCGCUGUCACCCGGAUUUCUUUCUGCCUUCAUGACCCAAGUAAUUACUUCAAGUCAGCAUCAUUUGUCUACAACUGGGAUUUUGGAGAUGGAGUUUAUCAGAUUACCAAGGAACCCUUUGUCUACUAUAACUGCUCUACCAUGGGGAAUCGCACGGUGCAUCUGAAAGUCAUAGCUGAAUGGGAGCAAAUUGGAAGCAUCAUACAUGAAAGAGAAACAGUGCAGAAAACUGGUGAUUUUACCACUGCUCUGGAGCUGUUAGAUGCUGUUAAAAGUAUUAAUGUAGUGGGCUCCAGAGAGACUCAUGUAAUGGAAAACCUGAGUUUAUCUCUUCAUAUCAAUGGCACCCCGCCGCUGGCAUUAUGCUGGCUUAUAAAGUCUGAGUGCAUUCCACUUGAAGGUGAAAAAUGCCAUCUGGUGGUGAUUAAUGGCUCCUGCUACAAUCUCAGCCAUACCUUCAGUGAUGCUGGACAGUAUUGCCUCAGUGUCAGGGUGGAGAAUGGCGUGACGAUGCUGCAGACGUACCAUGAAAUAAAAGUGUGGCCAACAGGGAUCCACCCAGCUUUCUUUGUCCUGCUCUGCAUCGGCCUGGUUUCAGUGACGCUAGGACUGGUGCUGUACACAACCUUUCGAAGUAACACACAACAAAAAGAUCUCGUGGAGGUAGCUGACUUCGAUUUUUCUCCACUGUCUGAUAAAAACCUGUCUUCUCAUUCGGAGUCAGGCUGUGGCCAAAUAUGUUGCAGAUCAUGUUUUCUUCGGUCAUCUCAAGAAGCUGCCAGGGAGAGUCAUGAACUUCUACAUUCUUUUUACAAGCCAGUCAAAAUGUACACAGUGUGA